GCAAGUGUACUUCCCCAAACUUUGGGUUAUUGGAGUUGGAUCAGUCGCUAGGACAAUGUGACUUUGGUUUUGGGGAACGUUGCGCAUCAUAAUAAAAAUAGCUGCCCUCUUCUUCUAUGCGAGGACUAUUUAUUCAAAGGAGUUUGUUUAGUAUGAGUUGCAGAGAGGCAGAGAUGGACUGGCGGUGGAUAGUUUUCACACUGUUUUUGAACUUCCAGUUCACGUACGGGUCUCCCUCCUCUUAUGACUUGUUCCAAGGGUCUGCAUACACUGGAGUGGUGCACAGACACAGAAAUAGGAACUGGUGUGCUUAUGUGGUGCGCAGGAACGUGAGCUGCGCCGUGCAGGGGAGUGUGGAGAGCUUCCAGGAGCCCGUGAUGGCCCCCUGCCCGGCCUACCAGCCUGACUGCCAGCAACAAGUGACAUUCCAUAAUCGGUUUCGACCUACAUACAAGAUUGCCUUCAAGACUGUCACUGAGUUGGAGUGGAGAUGCUGUCCUGGUUACCAAGGUCCAAACUGUAAGGAUUUAAAACCACCCCCAGAACCACAACUAGUUCAAGGAACACAGCCUUACCUCCCACCAAAUCCUGGAUACACAACUAGACACACACAGAGACCGGAGCGGAGAGAGACUAGGCACCAUGAGACCAGGCUUGGUGGGACCGAUAAGGUGCAUCUGCUGGAAGGUGAAGUUCAGCGCCUGUCUCAGACAGUCUUGGAUCUUCAGUCAGCUUUGACAGGGUUAACUGCCAACCUCAAAACGGACCUGCAGGACGACACAAAGAAGAUGCUGGUGACACUUCUGAACAACAUGCGUCCACCUGAUAAUUCUUCUUCGUCAGGCACAGAGGAGAGCCCGGCUGUGCUGGAUGGUCAUCAGGCUACUAGAGGUGGAAUUGGUGGCGACAAGGCCAUAGAAAAAAUAGUGGCCAGACUGGAUGAUAUCAAUGAUGCACUGAAGAGCAAAGAUGAAGCUUUGGAAGACCUCAGAGGAACUAUGACCAGCCACGAGGGACAGAUUCGUGUCCUGAUGGAUGCCUCUCAAUCUCAAACAACAGCUAUAGGGGAUGUUGAUAUUGUACAGAACUACAUUGAUGGGAAGUUUGAAAAGCUGAAGAAGGAGCUUGACCUGAACAUUGAAGAACAGCUGGCUAAGCUACAAAGCUCAUAUAAUGACAAGAUCCUGGCCUUACAGAAAACCUGUGAAGGCAGCUGUGACCAAGGUUUGGUCAGACUUACCAAACUGGUGGAUUCAAAGGAGGCUGAUCUGAGAAAAGAGAUCCGAGCACUACAUUUGGACAUGGCUGCAGCAGAUGGACCAAUAAGAACCCAAAGGCAGACCGAUCCAACCAAAGUGGAAGAGGAGCGUGGUAAUGACCAUAGUGACCUGUGGCGAGAGAUUGACCGAAUUGCAGAAGCUCACCGGAUCCUGAACGUCCGCAUUGACAAUGAGCUGGCGCACCUGUCUGCCCCUCAGGACAACGAUGAUUUUGGCCCGAUGAUUGAAGAGCUUGAGGCCCGCCUUAAUAUCACAGAGCAAAAUGCAGAAAUCCACUGUUUCUAUAUUGAAGACAAGCUGACACGUUUGAUUGCUGACGAAGUGGCAGCACUACGACUGCUUCUUGAUGAGCGUCUGAACAGCAUGGAGGACCAGUUUACGAACAUGCUGGUGGAAAUAAGCAACAACUCCUUCCCAGGCAUGUUUAGUGAAUCCAUGGAUGCCAUUCAGACACAAGUCAACAACAAUAAGUUCGUCCUGACAGGUUUGGAUGACAAGGUCAAUGCUGUGGCCGAGUUGUGCUCUACUGGAUGUUCAGGCUCAGGAUUUUCUUUAGAUUCAGAAAGUCCAUCACCUGCACCCAACAGUUUAUUACACAUUUUGAAGGAUCUGAGUCGGUAUAGGAAUAACUUGGAUGUUCUUCACACAAAUGUCAGUGCCAACAAAAACAAGCUGAGGCAAAUGGAAGACCUUUUUGGAAGGCAGUCAGUCGCAAAUGACAGAAGUGCCAAGAUGAUGGAUGACUUCCAGAAGGGAUUGAUUAAUCUCCAAGACAAAGUGCUUGGACUGGCUGGUGUUGUUACUGGUUUAGGUGACUCUGUAAGCAAAUACAACCAGGAUAUGCAGAAAAUUAACUCAACUUGCUGCCAUGCAGAACAAAGAGGCCCUGGAAGUCCAGCACAAAAAAACUGGUCAUCAGUCAUAGCUGUACCCAGUAUCCAGACGGAUGACACCACGCGUCAGGUUGAUGAGCUAAGGAACAGGCUUGAUACGCUCACUAGACAGGUGUUUUCUGAACUUAGACAAUGUAAACAGAACACACAGGGUGUUUCUGAUGACAUUUUCGCUGUGGACGGACGUGUGACCAGACUUGAAAAGGUGUGUGGAAAGCUAGAUGGGGUUUCUGACAAUAUCAAAGAGCUGAAAGAUAGGCUGGAAAGACAAGUUGUUGGUCUGAAGGACUGUGUGAACAGGAUGAAUACUACCUGUGGUACAGACAUCAUCACACUGCAGAAUUCCAUGCAGAAGCUCCAGGGACAGCUGUCUGCGAUGGCCAAACAUGUUUUGAAAGAUGUCACCGCCAAAGAGCCAGGAAUGACCUUAAGACCAGAGAGGCCUGCGUCUUUGCCAGAUCCAACUCAGACCAGACCCAGAAUCCAAGAAAUUCACAUCCCUCUAAUCAUCCCUCCACCGACACAGUCCAGACAGCCGCACAGACCGGGCCAACGAGUGCAGACCAACACGCACACGAUCAGGACCAGUCAGCCAGGCCAGCCGUCCAGCCCCCAGCAGCCAGGCCACCCCACCCUCCCUCUGGUUCCUGUCAGGCCAGUGGUGGAGACAGGCGAGGCCGGACCUCCAGGGUACAUGCGCAGGGUGACUGUGCGCAGAGGGUCUGAGGACUCGUUGAGCAUGCCGGUCAAAGGAUUUGCUGGCGCACCAGGCUAUCCUCCCCUACAGGCUGCGUCUUUCAAGCCUCAAUCAACGGGCCGCCAAGGUCCCGUAGCAGCAAAGGUGCCAUGGAACCCCAUUUAUCAAGCUUCGGUUGAAUCACCAGUUUCAGUCGACAACAGCGCCUUUCCAGAUCCCUUCUCCUUUUGUGCUGGCCUCACGCAGCAGUCGUUCUCCGGAGAGUUCGGCAUUAUUCGCUUCAACAGAGUUCUAGUCAACGACGGUGGACACUACAAUCCCCACACAGGGAUCUUCACUGUACCUCUAGAUGGCCGAUACAUGAUCUCAGGACUGCUGACAGCAAAGCAGGGCAACCAAGUGCAAGCGGUCCUGUCCGUGUCUAACCGCAGCGUCCAGAGGCUGCAGAGUGCGGCGGUGCCAGUGGCCGGUCAACACGGGCGCUCAGCUGCUGGUAACUGCGGGGGCUCUGUGUCCUUCAGUCUGAUCCUGCCCCUGAGGAAAGGAGACCACGUGAGCCUGGUGAGGACCAGAGGUCAGCUGGACACCAGCGAGGCCAGGGAGAUCCUCUCCACCUUCAGUGCCAUCUUCCUGUAUACACCACAGGCCAAAAGAUAGCUGGAGCUCAGCCGCGCACCAGAAGAGAAAGGACUAGUUUGAUCGCAAAAGAAGGACAGGAGGGAAAUAUCACUGGUCACUGCAGUAAUGCAGCUAAUUCACCACGCAGGGCCACCGUGUUCUGAAUUCAACUUAAAGUCAUUAUAGUGCAAUUUUUAAGCCAUGUCCUAAAUUAACCUGAAUACAAGAAGCAGAACUUGUUUCUAAUAUAUUUGAUUUCCAGUUGCCUUUUUGUACCUAUUGUGAAUGUCUUGUAUAUACAAGUGUUUAUAAAUUAACAUUAAAAUUCAUAAAGUGUGAUGUUGACUUGAA
Molecule: messenger RNA, 3839 nt
Organism: Labrus bergylta (ballan wrasse)
Lineage: Eukaryota; Metazoa; Chordata; Actinopteri; Labriformes; Labridae
Gene: emilin2a
Product: elastin microfibril interfacer 2a
Molecular function (GO): protein binding
Source: RefSeq, a predicted model, not a curated record